CUGCGGAGCUAUUAUUGGCAACAAAGGUCAAGGUAAUUUUCCCUUUACAACCCGAGAAAUGUUGAGGUUUAUACAAAUCGUCUGACCAGUUUAACGGCUAUGCCGGGGAAAAGAAAGAAACGGAUCGUCGGAAAGAUAAUAUGGGGACCAAGGAAAGGACAUAUAAAAGAAAACGGAACGUCCUCGGGAUGGAUGAGCCAGCCCAGCGUGUACCAUGCCCUUAUUGUGAUAUUUUUAGAAUUCUUCGCAUGGGGUCUGCUGACAUCACCCAUGAUUAUGGUCCUGAACGAGACUUUCCCAAAUCACACCCUCUUACUUAAUGGGUUAAUAACCGGUGUUAAGGGCAUGUUGUCCUUCCUGAGUGCCCCGCUGAUCGGAGCGCUGUCGGAUGUGUGGGGUAGGAAGACAUUCCUCCUCCUGACAGUUUCCUUCACCUGUGCACCAAUCCCUCUGAUGAAGAUCAGUCCCAUGUGGUACUUUGCAAUGAUAUCCAUAUCGGGGAUAUUUUCUGUGACGUUCAGUGUUGUGUUCGCCUACGUGGCCGACGUAACUACAGAGGAGGACAGAGGUCAGGCCUACGGUCUGGUGUCGGCUACCUUUGCGGCUAGCCUGGUAACGAGUCCUGCCCUAGGGUCGUACCUGGAGCAGGCCUACAGUGAGAACUUGGUCGUUUGGCUGGCUACAGCAGUGGCUCUACUGGACAUAUUGUUUAUCCUGGUGUGGGUGCCCGAGUCCCUUCCGGAGAAACUCCGACCAGCCAGCUGGGGGUCCCAAAUAUCCUGGGACAAGGCAGACCCUUUUGGGGCGCUGAAGAAGAUCGGGCAGGACCAGCUGAUCUUAUUGCUGUGUGUAGCUGUGUUUCUGUCCUAUCUCCCCGAGGCCGGGGAAUACUCCUGUUUCUUUGUCUACCUUAGAUUGAGAAUGGGUUUCUCCGCUGAGGCUGUGGCUUCCUACAUAGCUUUAGUAGGAGUUCUAUCUGUUAUUGCUCAAACAUUGAUAUUGACAGUGUUGAUGAAGUAUCUUGGUCACAAGGGAGCCAUCAUGUUUGGCCUGGUGUUUGAGAUCAUACAGCUGGCCUGCUAUGGUUUUGGAUCUCAGGACUGGAUCAUGUGGGUGGCUGGAUGUAUGGCGGCCAUGUCUAGUGUAACUUACCCAGCCAUUAGUGCAUUUGCCUCAUCACACGCUUCUGCUGACCAACAAGGUGUUGCCCAGGGAGUCAUCACCGGUAUACGUGGACUGUGUAACGGGUUCGGUCCAGCCAUGUUUGGCUUCAUAUUCUAUCUGUUCCAAGUGGACCUGAAGGAAGCCCCUACAGUGGAUACAAAAACCAAUACUCUAGCUGCUAACGCCACAGCACACCCCAGUGUGAUCAAUCCCAUAGAGAGUAUGAUCCCUGGUCCACCCUUUGCCUUUGGAACCAUCCUAGUCAUAAUGGCAUUGCUUGUAGCUAUAUUUGUACCGGAGAGUCCACACAGCUCUGUAGGGAAGGGCAGCUCUCGGCGUACAGCUUCUUCAACUGUUGAAACUUUUAGUCAAGAAUCAGGUCAUCAGAGUAUAGAAAACGAGCCCCUAAUGAAUGAUUCGGAACAGGAAGUGUAACAAUGGUGAACAUUAGGUCAUUUCUUCUUCACCUGUGACUUAUAACACUCCUUAGUCUGGCCGUCGCAUUGUUGAAACUUCCACUAGUACUCCUGUGUACUACAAGUACAUGUUGAAAUGCGAUUUGUCUUUCACUGAGAAACAUUGAGUCUGGGGUAUGUUCAUGAGUUGCCGUUUCAGAAAGGAGGUUUAGUUUCGGAUGGUAACAGAGGUGCUCGUCGUAGAGAAUAUUCAUCACGGUUUGUCUGCAUCUCUUGGGAUGUUGACUGUUGCAUACACGACUUUGCUUGUAGAUUUGUAACUGAGAAAGACUUGCAGUUACGGGACUGUGCUUGUAGAUUUGUGAAUAACCCAGAAAGACUGCAUGCAUCAUCAUAAGCUCUGUCUGGCCUGUGUGUUCUGGUAAGCUUGUGGUGUGGUAGGUGAUCCUAGGUUCUUCUGUGCCCUGUGUAACUCAGUUUACCUGGUACAAGCAUUAAGGACUCCUGGACCACAGAAACAAUUCAAAUGAAUAUCGCUGCUUUGUGUUUCGUGUGCCAAGACUUCGAGUAGUAAUGUAUUCCUGUUUAAAUUGCUUUGUAGAAAAUCAAUGUUCAAAAAUUGGAAUUAAGUCAGAAAUCUGUCUUCAAAUUGUUAACUUCAGCUUUUUUAAUGGAAGGAUUUCUUGACUUAAUUUCAAUUUCCAAGAUAUUGCACGUAUAUAUAGCCACUUUGAAUUUUUAUGUAUAAUUGAAAACAAUAAAAACAAUCCUAUUUAUGUUGGGUCUUUAAAUAAUUUUUUUAAUCUUUUUAAGAAGAAAUCCAAUGUGAUUAUAAAAGAAACAUGUUUAAGAAAUUGAAAUUUAAUGUUUGGAAGUUCACAACAGAAUUCACCAGCUAUUAAAAAGAUCAGGUGUUCUUUCAAGGCAAGUUUAUCAAUACAGGAUUUUGUGGAAUACGAAGACUGCCUGUUUUCUUUGUAGGUGGAAUGAUUGAAACUGAAACUUUUAAUUUAUGAUAUGGAUCACUCAGAUCCAUUAAAAAAUGUGUUAUUUUUGUGAACUUGUUGCCACAGUACUGUAUGUGUGUGUUGAGCAGGGGAAAUAUUGUUUGUUAAUAUCUGUUUUUAACAUGUACCUUCCUUUGCUGUUAUGAAUAAGAUUAUUAAUGAAAUCAAAUAUUUGUCUAGUUAUGCUGUAUACUUACUUGGUAAAAAGACGACAACCUACCGUAACAUGUACGGUAAUCUGAUAACUACACUGUGAACCUUGUUAUUGUGUACUAGGGGAGGAGUUGACAGAGAGCCAUGUUACUAUAGCUAUGUACUAGGGCAGGAGUUGACAGAGAACCUUGUUACUAUGUACUAGGGGAGGAGUUGACAGAGAACCAUGCUACUAUGUACUAGGGGAGGAGUUGACAGUGAACCAUGUUACUAUGUACUAGGGCAGGAGUUGACAGAGAACCAUGUUACUAUGUACUAGGGGAGGAGUUGACAGAGAACCAUGUUACUAUGUACUAGGGGAGGAGUUGACAGAGAACCAUGUUACUAUGUACUAGGGGAGGAGUUGACAGAGAACCAUGUUACUAUGUACUAGGGGAGGAGUUGACAGAGAACCAUGUUACUAUGUACUAGGGGAGGAGUUGACAGAGAACCAUGUUACUAUGUACUAGGGGAGGAGUUGACAGAGAACCAUGUUACUAUGUACUAGGGGAGGAGUUGACAGAGAACCAUGUUACUAUGUACUAGGGGAGGAGUUGACAGAGAACCAUGUUACUAUGUACUAGGGGAGGAGUUGACAGAGAACCAUGUUACUAUGUACUAGGGGAGGAGUUGACAGAGAACCAUGUUACUAUGUACUAGGGGAGGAGUUGACAGAGAGCCAUGUUACUAUAGCUAUGUACUAGGGGAGGAGUUGACAGAGAACCAUGUUACUAUGUACUAGGGGAGGAGUUGACAGAGAGCCAUGUUACUAUAGCUAUGUACUAGGGGAGGAGUUGACAGAGAACCUUGUUACUAUGUACUAGGGGAGGAGUUGACAGAGAGCCAUGUUACUAUAGCUAUGUACUAGGGGAGGAGUUGACAGAGAUACCCUAACAUGUACAGUGACACCAGGCCUGAUGGCUGUUUAUAUCUAAUGUACAUAAUAAAAAACAAAUUGUGCCAUCCUCUGUCAGGUUGUCUGGAGAAUUGUGAUAUUCUGUGUCGAUAUUGAUGUACACAAUCACUGACUUGUAAAUCCACAUUAAUAGUUGGUACAAAAAUCUAUUAAUUUAUACAUAGUCUCAUCUUAAAUGUGUUAUGAAUGAUGUGGUUAUUCUUUUUAUUUACCUCAUUUAUAUAUACAUGUAAUUAUAUCUAUAAACUGUGGAGACAGAUAUAUAUAUACACAUUUGUUUGUUUUCAUAUCCUAUGACCAGGUGUUUUACUUCAUUUUCAAUACAUAAAUCAAAGUUUUCAAUAAAAUCAACUUGUUUAAAUUAAAAGUCAAUAUAUAAUAUUAAAUUUCAAAAAAAAUCUGCUGAGGCCGUUUGGAGUAAUAAUAUGUUAGCACUACCUUAACUGUAUUAUUUGCCAGCCUCAAGAUGAAAAAUGACAUUAAAAUUAAAACUUAAUUAUACAACAAUUAUAGUAUUAACAUUUUUGAAUAUUUUAGCUUAUUCAUUCAAAACAAAAGGUAAUGUUUUAAACUAAGUUGAGCUUAAAUAGUUCUAGAUAGAUCUCAAUUUCAAUUCAAUAUUUUUAUUAUUGUUAUAAAAUGGUAAGUGUGAGUGCAGUGGAACAAUUUUUAUCGUAAAAUGUUGCUUUUCAGCAAAAAUGUGGCAAACAAUGUAUGCCUAGAAGCUGAUAUGUCUUAUAAAGAUAAAAUCAUGCUUUUAACAAGUGUUCCUGAUUACCAAGAGGCUCGAAACAUUGUCAGCAGUAAACAGAUCUUUGAUGGUUAGGAGAAAAUUCCUCUAUUGGGAACAAAAUUCAAAUUUUGUUCAAAAAAGAAAAUUGUUUAAGAUAAGUUUGUUAAUAAAUUUGUUUGACUGUUUGGGGAGUGGUUGUGUCUCUGUAUGGGGAGUGGGUGUGUCUGUAUGGGGAGUGGGUGUGUCUCUGUAAGGGGAGUGGGUGUGUCUCUGUAUGGGGAGUAGGUGUGUCUCUUUAUGGGUAGUGGGUGUGUCUCUGUAUGGGUAGUGGUUAUGUCUCUUUAUGGGUAGUGGGUGUGCCUCUGUAUGGGGAGUGUGUGUGUCUCUGUAUGGGGAGUGGGUGUGUCUGUGUAUGGGUAGUGGGUGUGUCUGUGUAUGGGGAGUGGGUGU
Messenger RNA from Mizuhopecten yessoensis (Yesso scallop), 4878 nucleotides. RefSeq names its product hippocampus abundant transcript 1 protein-like. Gene Ontology annotation, cellular component: membrane. The coding region runs from base 100 to 1599 and encodes 499 amino acids. Gene Ontology annotation, molecular function: transmembrane transporter activity. Gene Ontology annotation, biological process: transmembrane transport. The transcript is spliced from 13 exons. Lineage: Eukaryota; Metazoa; Mollusca; Bivalvia; Pectinida; Pectinidae. The record is from RefSeq and is a predicted model, not a curated record.